CCCACAUCUUAUGAAUUGCUUUUACACAGAGAAGUUUAUGCUUUGCUACAAGUCCUGUAACGCACGCCAUUGGCACACGACAUUGCCGCCUUAUAAGGCAUUUUAGAAUAGCCCGUAUUGCAAGAACCAGCUUCAGGUUGUAACAAAAUUACACAAGUCCUUACUGUAGAUGUCAAACCUGGACACUACCUACGUUUGGUGUAACAUCGACAUGCGGUCCGGUCCAUGAGGUCGGCGGAUUGGCGCAAAAGCCCAUGGAGGAACUGAGCGAAAAUGAACCGGCGAAGGAGGAGGGCGCCGAAGGACAGCCGGGAGAGGCGGCUCCGCCGAAGGAGGACAAGCCCAUCCGGGCAGCCCUGGCCAAUCCAAAAUGCCCCGAUCACCACUUCCCUUCCUGCCCAAUUCCCUCCUACAUCUUGAAGACCCCCUUAAGGAAACCAAAUGCCCCCUCCUCCGCCGCCGCCGGCCCCCCCUCCCCGCCCGAGUCCGCGGUGUCCCUGGAGUUCCUGCGCGCCUUCGUGCGGCGGCUGCCGGGCGGCGGCGGCGCGGACAGCUCCACCACGGUGGCCUGGGUGGUGCGCGAGAUCGUGAGGACCUCCACGGCAGCCACGAGGUGCAGCUACGCCUCCCAGCCCCUCCUGGUCCCCCGUGAGCACACCUCCACCCCCACCUGGGUGGUAGCACACCCCUGGGACAUGCCCUUCGCUGACCUGGUAGCCUCGCUGGACGCCUUCGCAUCCGGCCUGCCACCCGCGCAUACCUUCUUCUGGCUCGACGCCUUUGCGGUUAGCCAGCACAACGACGUUGCCGUACAACAGCCGGGUAGCGCUGCCGUACAAACCCCCGGCCUAACGCCCCGGUCUCCGGACCCGGCGGCGGCGGCAGGUGCCAUGCCGGUGCCGCAGUCGCCCCUGCAGGUUCAGCAGCAACAGCUGGCGCAGCAGCAGCAGGCCAUGUCCUCCAUGCUACCCAGGCACCUCUCCACAACCGGAGCAGCGGACGUCUCCUCCCCAUCCGCGGAUGCUGCUAGCGAGGGUCCGACUGCUGCUGCUGCGGGAACUGGAACGGGUGCUGACGCAACCACCGCCGGCAGCGGCGGCGGCGGCGGUGACGGCAGCAGCAGCACCGGCGGUCCCAGACUGCUUUCCGCUCGCUCCUUGGGUCGUGCCUUGCUAGCGCAGCAGCAGCAGCAGCUGGAGAGGCAGGAGCAGGCGGUGGCGGCGGCGCGGGCAGGGGUGGCGCGGGGUGUACGGCGAGAGGCGCUGGCGGCGACGCUGGCGGCGGUUCGCGCGGCGCGGUGCGGCGUGUUGCUGGUGUUGGGGCGGGAGGCUCGGCCGCUGCAGCGGGGGUGGUGUGUGGCGGAGGUGGUGGAGGCGUUGAGGGCGCAUGGACCCGAGGCGGUGACGCUGGUGCCGGCGGAUAAGUCCUUCCACAGAGCUGACCUGGUGAAACAGCUGCGGGAAUUGGACCUCUCAGUUACCGUAUCCACCGCAGACAUCCACGAACGAGACGCCCUGGCGUCCGUCCUAGGCGUGCCGCCGCCAGCGCCCCCGCCGUCGCCGCCGCGACCGGGCACCAUCGCCGCCGCUGACGCCGCCGCCGACGCCGAAGGCGGGCCCCCCUCCGCCUCCUCUGCUUCCGCCUCAUCCACCGGCAUCUCCUCCGCCGUACGACGUGGAUCGAGAUCUCCCUCGCGCCGUACUGGUGGCACCGGCGGCACCGGCAGCGUCAACUCCGCGACGGGUAUCGUGCCGGCGCGUCCUGACCCCGGGGAGGAUGAUGCGGGGGCCGCGGGUCGGGCUCUGGUACGGCAGCUUCAGCUGGCACUGCUGCUGCGACCCAUGGACGGAGCCCUACCCGCGCGCAUGCUGGGAGCUCCCGUUGUGGACAUGGCCCCCCUCGCCACCAACGCAGCCACAGCCGCAGCCUCCCGGCCCCACUACCUCGCAACCCCCACCGGGCCGCACACCCCAACCAUCGCCAACACCGCCUCAUCCCAUGCCGCACCCGCACCCCCGCCCGGCUCCCUAGCCUCCCUGGAGUGGCUUUGGGACUGGUCCCCCUUCGCCGCUUGGCUGGCCCUGCCGCCCUCCAACCCUGCAUGGCGCGCUCUGCUGCUGACCGCCCCUCCCGGAGCCGGGAAAACCACCGCUCUGGCGUCGCUGAUGGCCACGCCGACCCACGGGUCAGUCGUGGCCGCCUGCCACUUCUGCAGCGCUGCGGACGCGCGCUCCAUGGCGGCAGGCGAGGUGGUGCGCAGCUUGUCGUACCAGCUGGCGUGUCGCUCGCCGGGAUUCGGAGCGGCUUUGUGCCGGGCGAUUCUUGAUAGCGGAGCUGGAGGUGGAGGAGGAGGCGGGUGCGGCAGCACGGUGGGCUUGGGGCUGGGCCUGGUGCCGGACGGCUGGCUGCAUGGCGUGGAGGAGGUGGUGGAUGCGCUGCUGCGGAAGCCACUGGAGCAGGACGCUGAGGCCCGGGCUGAGCGAGGAGAGGCGCCCAUUACGUACGUCCUCCUCAUUGACGGACUGGACGAGGGACCCGCCACGGCGGCAGUGGCGGCGGCGGCAGCCGCCGCCGCCGCGACGCCAGCGUGGCCGGGCGUCACCGACCCGCGACUGACCCAUGGGUCAUCCCUGCCCUCUGGACCCGGGCCUUACGAGGUACUUCAUCUAGUGGCGUACCACCUCCGCCACUUACCUGGGGUGCGUCUCGUGCUCUCAUGCGCUAGCAGUAGCGCAGAUGAAGCCGUUGGCGAUAAUGCUGGCGGCGCGACGCCUGCGCCAGCGGCGGUGGCGGCGCCGCCGCCACCAGCGCCGGCACCGUCGGCGUUUCCAUCGCCGCCGUACGCCUUGUCGCCUCCGCUGGUGGUGGCCCCGCGCGGCGCCGCUGAGGCCUGCGGCUCGGUGUUGCUGGCGUUACGUCGGCUCAUGCGAUGUGUGGAGGUACCCCUAGGGGCGCUGCGGAGGGACAAGUACCUGCCGCUUGCGCUGGCCUUCUUGCUGCAGGAAUACGUGUUGAGUCCGGAGCUCACGUCUCGCGAGCUGCUGUGGCAGGCUCGCGGCUGCUUGGCCCACGUGGCCAUCCUGCAGCUGCUGGUGCAACACGCGGCGGAGUCCCUGGGGCCAGCGGGCGGACUGAUGGACGGAAGCGCCGCCGCUGCUGCUGCAGCUGCCGCCGCUGCCACGACAGUGGCGGCGGCAGCGGCUGCGGUGGCCGCAGGGCCGCAGAUAGGAGGUGCUCAACUGCCGCAACCGCAGCAGCAGCAGCAGGCGGGGACGAAGCGGGAGGAGAGCGAGCCGGCGGAUGUGCCGCCACGGCCGCGGACGCCGCCGCCUCAGGAGCCCUCACCGCAGCGGCCCACGAGCCAUGGAGCGGAUGAGGAGCUGCUUGUGACUGCAGCCGUGACGGAGCCGGAUGUGAAGGCGGGAGGGAAAGGGGGCAGCGGGGCGGCGGGGGAAGCGCCGCUUCCGCUGCUGCCGCCGCCGCCCUCCCCGCCGCGGGAGGCUGCGAGGCUGGCGGAGCCGCACAGCGGCUCCGGAACCAUUGCCGUACAUGUCGUACCGCAGGCCUCCAGAGGCAGCCUUUUGGAUGAGUACGGCAUCCUAUGGCAGGUCCGUACGGCAGAACUGCAACAGGCGGUUGCGGUUGCGCUGUUUAAAAUCGAGUACGAACGCGCUCAAGAACGGCUGCGGCGUUCGAACAGCAGUCGGAGGCGUCGAGAGGCCGGCGUCCCGGACAUGACGCCGGGGAGCAGCAGAGGCAGCAGAGUCGGCGGCGGCGGCCCUGGCGGCCCUCGCUUGCCUCCGGCGGCCGUCCCUCGUCGCAUGCAGCUGGCACAGCGCUUCGAGUCCUUCUCGCUAGCGUCGCUGACGGCGCCGCCGCCGCUGCCUCCACCGCAUCCGCCGGAGCGAGCGGCUCGCCUGCAACUCAUCCUCGACACGCUGGCGGCGGCGUCGGAGCCGCUAGAGUGGGGCGUGUUGGCACGCGUCGUACAGUCGAAUGUAAUUCAAGCCAUUACCGCCGCCGCCAGCGGCGGCGGCGGCAGCGCUGGAGGCGCCGCCGGCCGCGACAGCUCUGCACUCGGUUCUGCGGGUGGCAGCGGCGGCGGGGGCAACCGCUGGCAGACGCUGCGCAGCGGCUUGUCCGCGGCGUCGGCCUUCAAGCAGCAGCUUGGCAUGUCACCUGGCGACAUCAAUCUCGUGUCUCGGGGCUCUAACACGAAUACCGGCACGGGCAGUCGGCUGGCGUCUCGAAGCGGCGGUGUGCAUUACGCGACGUCCGCGACUGACAGCAUGGAGGGCGCUAGCAGCGAUCCGGACGACGAGGACGAUGCUGACAGCGACUUGGAUGAUACUGAUGAGGCAGAUGAGGCUGAUGGUGAAGGCGAGAAGGGAGAGGGGGGUGAUGGGGAUGAGGAUGAAGAUGAGGAUGACGUCAGCAGUGAGUGGGACGACGGAGGGCGCGACGCGGCGCUGUACAGCGCCCCGCAGCAGCGACUAGAUCGCGAUCAGCAGCAGCGAGCGGCGAUAGCGCUGCGAGACCUGGAGUGGGCGCUGCAGGGCCCUCUGGCGGGUUUGAUCUGGACCACCGGCUGUGGCAAGAUCUCGGUACGACACUCCUCCUUCCUACACUGGCUGCGUCGUGGCGGCAACGGCAACAGCGCCGCCACCGUCGUCACCUCCACCUCCGGCGGACCUCCUUCCACACCGGGUGGCGUCGUACAGGCACCCCUGCUGGGCGUUCCUCGGAUGCAGUCGGGCCAUGCCGCACUUGCACGGGUGCUUCGCAUGCAGGUAUCCUCCGGUCGCGCGACAGCCCUGGGCGUGCUGGCAACCGCCGGACCCGCCAAACCCGGCAGCAGCUUCAGCACCCGGGGCGGCGGAGGCCCCUUCGCGGUCUCCGGCGGUUCAACUUCCUCCGCAGCCUCGGCGGCGAUCGCGGCGUCGGCGGCGGCAGCCGCCGCCGCCGCAUCCGCCGGCCCUGGCGGCCCGCGACCGACCGCGCUGUCCAUGCUACCCGGCUCAGCAGCGGAGGAGUUCGCUGCGUGUUGUCCGCAGGCAUCUGGCUACUGCCUAAGACAUGUGGUAGCGCACUGCGCUAAGGGACGUGUGCCGGUGGCUGAGCUGGAGGCCCUACUUAUGGACUUGGAUUUCUGGCGGCAGGUGUUUGAGGGCGGGCAUGUAGAAGUGCUGGCGACGUCCCUGGAGCACAUUCUCCGUACACGCGGCCCGCAUUCGCGUACGGCACAGUCGCUGCCGCUGGCGGCGUCAGCGACGCCGUCGGCGCCGCGAACGCCGCCCGCCGGCGCAGCGGCGGCAGCGGUUCGCGGCAGCAGCGGCGCAAACGCCGUCAGCUCGCGGUUCAGCCCGUCCUUCGUCUCAGCAUCCGCGGCCGCCGCCGCCGCGGCGGCGGCGGCGGUAGCGGGGGCGCCAGCGUCGCCCGUCGGGGGCGGCCGCGAGCUCUCCUUCAACCAGCCUCCAGCCGCGGCAGCUGGCGCUGGCGCUUUCUCCUUCACCAAACCUCCCGCGGCUUCUGCAACAACAGCCAGCGGCGGGCUGUCCUUCACACUUGCAAGCCACCUAAGGUCCCCGGCAUAUCGAGGCAGUAGCCGUACCGGCGACUCCGCCGCCCAGGUUGCCGCUAGCCUGGGCUCACCUAGCUUCAUGGGAAGCCGCGCGGGCUCUCGCUCCCGAGAGGGCUCCAGAGGCCGGCUGUCAGCCGCUGCGGUAACGCUGCUAAAGGACGCGUUGUUGUGGCUGCUGGAAAACGGACUGCGGCUCUGGCGGCGGCCGGAGCCGCUGCCCAUAGCCUGCGGCGCUAGCUGCGCGCCGCUGCACUCGCCGUUCAGGCGUCUAGCGGAACAGAUGUGUUCGGGAGCCGCUGCAGCGGCGGCGGCAACGGCUGGCGGCGGGAAUGGCUCCUUCAGCGUCAACCUAAACCCCAACAACAAUGGCGGAGGUGGCGGAGGCGGCAGCCGCUACGGCCUGCCGCCCGCCGCGGGCGCCGCCGGCGCCUCCGCCGCCGACGGCUCCUUUACCCUCAAUUUCAACGCAAACGGCAGCACCAGCAACAACAACAGCAACAACACUUAUGGUUCCGGCGCCGGUGCCGGUGCCAGCGGCGGCGGCGGCAGCCGCUUCGCCCCGACGCCCGGUGCGGCGCCGCCAGCCGCCGGCAAACCUCCUCCCGCCGGCACCCCCGCGGCACGCGGCGGCUUGACGGCGCUGCAGCACAUGGAGAGCGUUCGCGGCACGCGCAGCAGCCCCGGUGCAGUGGACCGGCCUGCGGCGGCGGCGGCGGAUGUGUGGGUGCCUCCAUGCUACGUCACCACGCUGCCGCACCCGCGGACCUGGUCAGCUGCGCUGCGGGCUGCGGAGUGCCCGCACCGGGUGUCCCGGCUGCUGAUCAGUCCGGAUGGGGAGGUGGCGCUGGCCACCGGGGAGUGGACUGCGCAGGCUUCCCUGGUGGACAUCCACAGCGGCCGCCGCACCGCGCAGAUCGAGGCCACAACCGUCGACGAAGCGGACGAAAUAGAAGCAGCCGGCGUCGCCGCAGCCCUCGAAGCAGCCACCGAAGCGGCUGCUGCCGUAGCAGCUGCAGCGCUGAAAGCCGGCGGCUCGCCCGUGCUCCUUCCCCAGCACUCCCAGCACCCACACUCCCGCGCUCCCAGCGCGCACCCCCACCUGCAUUCUCCCUCCCGAGCUCCCAGCGCCCAUCCCCACCUCUACUCCCCUUCUCGCGCCCCCAGCGCGCACCCCCACACCCUCCUCUCCUCCUCCUCCCGAGCUCCAAGCGCCCAUCCCAACCUCCAUUCCCAGUCUCGCGCGCCCAGCGCGCACCCCCACCCAUCGCUCCACCGCUCCCUAUCCCGCGCUGCUAGCCUGCACCCGCACUCCUUCCACCACCCCCCCGACCCUCCGGAACCACCUCCGCCCCCACCCGUCCACCAUGCAGCCCUCACCUCCGCCGUCUUCUCACCAGACCGCCGCUUCCUAGCCACUGUGGGUGCCAUUCCGGGCACCAUAACCCUGUGGGACCCAGCCACCGGCGCCCUACGCUCACACCUUUACUUCAACGAGAGCAAAGCCAAGACUGAUGGGCUAGGUGAAGGCAGCAACGCAGAAGGUACGGGCGACGGUGACGAUGGAAACACGGGCUUGGACCGCGUCGGCACUCGGAGUGUGAGCGCUGGAGGCAGUCCGCUGCGAGGUGGGCUGCGGUCGCACACCAACACCGGCACCGGAACCAGCACCGGAACCGGCGGAGACGCCUCCGAAGCCACCUUUCGGAGUCACCUGCACCGCGAACGCUCAUCCACACACACCCUCGCCGUCCGCUCGCAGCAAUCGCAAUCACAACUACAUGUGCACAACACCGCCCCUGCUCGCUCCAACCUACACAACAGUGACUCCACCACGACCGCCAACCCCCACCAGCAGCACCACCUUUCCUACGCGGAUUCCGCCGCCUUUGAUGAUGACACCGCCUCCCGCGGUGACGGUCUGGGCCGAGAGACUUCCUCCGGCUUGGGUGCGGAGGAUGAGGACGACGUGCCGUACGUCACCUGCAUUCGCCUGCACGCACCCGGCCCGGACGCCUGCGUCUCAGCCUACGGUGCGGAUCCAGCCGCCAUGCGCAUGAUCCCCGCCGCCCUGGCUCCCUACUCCAACGUCCCUGACACCUCACCGGCUACAGCCGCCGCAGCUGCAGCGGAUGGCGCCGCCAUCGCCACCGCGCCUGCAAUUAUGCGUGGAAGUGUGUUGCUAGCGGCAGGUGGAUCUGCCGGCUCACGUGUGGUGUUGUGGGCUGUGUCGCCGGACGGCAGCAAGGCGGUUCGUACGGCGGAGCUGGUGCCGCCGGCGCCUGGCGGUGGCGCCGUGACCCAUGGGUCGUCGUCGUUUGAGAGCGGCGUGGCGGUGUUGGAGUUUGCUGCGGGCGGUCGGGCGCUGCUGGUGGUGCAGGGGUGUAGCUCGGAGGUCCGCGUGUGGAACAUACAGUCACGCAACAUCACCGCCGUACUGCGUCUGCCGGCCAGUUGCGGAGAGAUCUUCGCACUCCACUUCGCAGCGCACCCUACCCUGUCAGUCACGGCAGUAACAGCCGCCAGCGCCGCCGCAGGCGGCGUCGGUGACGGCGCCACAGGCGCCGCCGCCACCACCACCAACAGCAUCAGCGGCGGCGGCACCAGCUCCACCACCUGUGAUACGCUUCUGGCCGCUGUGUGUACCAAUUCCACGGAGCUUUGGAGUUUGGAGCGACGCAAGGCCGUAGCGACGUUACCCAUCGGCGCCGGCACCGACGGCGGCCGCACCUGGGCCGAAUCCUGCGUCGCCUUCAGCCCCGCGGGUGGUCUGCUUGCCACCGCUGGCGCGCUGUUUGCGUCCUUUGGCACCAGCGGCUUCACCGGCAUUGACCCGGCGGCGGCGGCGCUGCUGGAGGCAGCGGCGGCGGCGGUGGGCCACGUCGAUCGCUGCGCUGCGACGCUAUGGGACGCCCGAAGCGGCGCUAAAGUAGCUCAGAUGCGAGGCAUGCGAGGGCCCGUGGCGGCGCUGACGUUUAGCCCCGACGGGGCGCUGCUGGCGACGGCGGCGGGUUCGUCGGUGAUGCUUUGGUCCGCCGCCUCCGCCGCCUGUCUUGCCGUACUGCCGCUCGGGGAGCAGGCGGCGGACGUGCCGGCGGUGGCGUUUGGUCGCGGCGGCGCGGUGCUGCUGGCGGCGGGGAACGGCGGCGUGCUGACGUGGGAUGUGUCGCUGGCUGUGGCGGCGGCGGAGGCUGGCGGAGGCGGCGGAGGCGGCACGAGUACCUCCGCCACACCCACGGGUGGAGCUGCUGCCGCGGCUGGCGGCGGCGGCGGCGCCGCCGCCAGCGGCGCUGGUGGCGGCGCCGCUAAUCCGCUGAAGCGGCUCGGCAGUUUCGGUACCGGCCGCGGCAGCAGCAGCAACACCAGCGGCGGAAUGAAGGGAUCUGGGGUGGCGGCGGACCGGGGAGGUCACACGGACCGAGUGGCGGCGGCGUGUUUCAGCCCGGAUGGCUCGCUGGCGCUGACGGGCGGUCACGACAACACUGUACGGCUGUGGGAUGUACGGCGACAGGCGGAGGUGGUUUCGGUGGAGCAGCCGGGAGGAGUCAUGGGCAUCGCCUGGAGCCCCGACGGCAACCUCAUUGCCGUCGCCCUCUCCAACGGUACGGCAAUCGUGUGGCACGCGUACGGCGCCGACUCCGCCGUCGCCGCCACCAAGGGUGACUUUGCGUCGUACGAGGCGGCGCGCUUCGAGUGCACCGACGGCACCAUCGCCGUGAGCUCCGUCAGCUUCAGCGUCGAUGGAUCCAUGCUCGUCACCGCCGUCGGAGACGGUACGGCAACCCUGUGGUCAACGCGAGAGUGGACCAAGGUUGGGAAGGUGACGCCGAAGCUUCGAGCGGUUGUUCCCGGCGCCGCAGGCGCCGUUGGCGGCGGAGCCGCCUCCAGCGGCUCCGCCGCUGCGGCGGCUGCCGCCGCCGCUGCCGGUACCCCUAUCGCACAGUAUUACGGAGCCACGAUGAGUGCGGACAACAGGUGGUUGUUGUUGGGUCAUGGUCGGGAGGUGCUCAUGUGGAACGUACGGGUGAAGCGCGAGGCGUAUCAGCGGUUGGGACCGCACGGGUCGCUUGUGUCGGCUAUCGCUGCCAGUCCACAGGGUAAGAUCUUAGCGGUGGGCUCAGGUCCCGUGGUCACGAUCUGGGGCCGGCCGGAGCCCGGCAAGGGCGGCGUCAUUCCUCCGGGCGCUGAGGCCACGCCGCCACCUCCCUUUGGACAUCGGGACCUAACCCUGAUGGCACAUGCUGACGUCACGCAUCUGUCGUUCAAUCCUGAUGGGAUUAUGUUGGCGGCGAGUUUGAGUGAUGGGUCGAUUUCGGUGUGGGAGACGCAACACUGGAAGGAGAUUGGGUGGCUGACAGGGCAUGGGGGCGCUGGGGCGUCAUGCGUGGUGUUCAGUCCUGACUCCCGUGUGUUGCUGUCUACGGGCGGAGAUGGGCGGGUGCUGGCUUGGUCCACUCGGGACGUGUUGGUGCCGCGGGCGCAAUGGCAAGAGCUGUGAGGCUGGUUGGUUGGGGGCUGCAACGGUAACCGUUAGCAGGGCGCCGUUGAUAGGAACCGGCUUUGUAGCAAAGUAAAAUAGAUAGCAACAACUACACUUCGCUCUAGGACUGUCACUUCCUUUGAGGGAAAUUGAUACCUGAAUUGUUACUUAGCUGGAUUGUGUCGGAUGUGAUACCACACCGCGGAGCGUACACCUACCGUCUGGCCAGGGUCUGGCUGUUCGCUUGUGAGCUUUAGCACAAGUUUCUUAGCACAAGUUUCGUGGACAUCCGUGGCACUCUUUAUUCGGUAUAGGAUAUACCGGUAGAUUAGAUGGGUCGAAAGGCUGGGGGCCCGUCUAGUAGUAGCAGUAGUCGUAGAGGGCACAGGGCCCCGGGUGUGCGGACGCGGUUGUGGAAGGCGUCUAGUCUCAGCCCGGUGUCACUUCUGCGUCGUCGGAGUGUGGCCGCCGACACAGUUGAGGUAAUUUUUGAAGGGGGGGCAGUAUCGGUAUGCACGCUGCGAAAGCUGUAGGAUCGGGUAGGUAGACUGCACCUGCCGGUGUUCGACAUCCUCGUGUGUUAAAAUACCGGUAACCAGGCCGCGAGGCGGAACGUACUGUGAUCUUUUAGUUGGACAUGGUACUUUCGUUUCCUGAAAUUGGCAACUGGGUAAUUGUGUGGCGUCGUCGUCACUGUACAUGCAUGGGAUUGGGGCGUCCGGAUGACCACCUGCCCUUCGUCCGUAGACUGCAUGGUACCUGUAGGCUAUAGCGCCACGUGGCUGCAAGGAAAAGCGCUGUUAGCAACGCUACUUUCCAUAUCUGGCAAGGACAGGAUGUCUGGUUGGCUGCCAAGCCUGCGUUGUACGUUGCGUUAAAGAGCCGGGCGGUGUAUGUGAGCGGGUUAUGGCACAACUUGCCUCCCCCCAUUGCUGUACUACUCCCACGCCAUA
Molecule: messenger RNA, 11011 nt
Organism: Astrephomene gubernaculifera
Lineage: Eukaryota; Viridiplantae; Chlorophyta; Chlorophyceae; Chlamydomonadales; Astrephomenaceae
Source: the annotation of a GenBank genome assembly